AUGGGGAAGACGAGCAAGUGGAUAAGGAAUUUCUUGACAGGAAAGAAAGAUAAGGAGAAAGAGAAGAAUAAUGCAAAUAAUCUGCACAUUUCUGCUGGAAAUGGCAAUCAGCAGCCUCCAACAACUCCUAAAUCGAUCCUGCCGACGACCCCGAAAGAGAAGAGACGGUGGAGUUUUCGCAGAUCAUCGGCCGCUGCUGUGCUGCGGCAGCAGGAAUCGAAUUCUGGAGACAGUAUUACUGCCACACCAUGUGCACAAGCAGCGGCAAUGGAAUUGGAUAGUGAUCCCAAAAGGCAUGCGUUGGCUGUGGCCAUGGCCACCGCAGCAGCUGCGGAUGCCGCCGUGGCAGCAGCCAAGGCGGCAGCCGCAAUGAUCCAGCUGACGACUGCUGCCUCUGGGAGAGCCUCUGCUGUUGAAGAGGCAGCUGCAAUCAAGAUUCAGUCUGUUUUUCGUGGGUACUUGGCAAGAAAAGCUUUGGAUGCGCUGAAAGGCUUAGUGAAGUUGCAGGCGUUGGUUAGAGGGCAUUUGGUAAGAAAACAGGCCACUGCUACACUUAGGUGUAUGCAGGCAUUGGUGACUGUCCAAGAAAGAGCUCGAGCCCAAAGAAUCCGAAUGGCUGAAGAAACGACACAAUUCAACAAUCAAAUGCAAUUCAAACAUAGAAAAUCAACACAAGAGAAUAGAUUUAGGCCCUCAAAUCAAGAUUUUGAAGAGAACAUCAAGAUAGUGGAAAUGGAUCUUGGAGACUCGAGGCCAAGCACAAAGGGCGGAAACAGCUAUUCAAACUAUGGACAAAUCGAGAAAAACGAGAACAGAAUUUCUAUGCACAACAGCGCAUACACAAAACCCGACCAUCAAAAGAUCUCACCAGCACCCUCAAACAUAACGGAUAUGAAUCCAAAAGCAUGUAGUGGCCAUUUCGACGAAUACUCAUUCAAUACAGCACAGAGUAGCCCUCAGUGUUACUCGGCCCUCUCCAAACCUGAUCCAUCAAGAAAUCCGUCUCCUCAUCCUCGAUCAGAAUACGCAGAAUCCCUUUACAAUGAAUAUCCAUUUUACCCGAGCUAUAUGGCCAAUACAGAGUCAUCAAGGGCUAAAGUGCGUUCGCAUAGUGCGCCCAAGCAACGCCCUGUUGAAUCCUUCGAGAGGCAACCAAGCAGGCGCAGACCAUCUCUUGAAGGAAGGAACGUCCCUCGGGCGGUCCGAAUGCAAAGAUCAACAUCUCAUGUUGGUUCGACUGCUCAGAAUUAUCAUUAUCCUUGGUCAGUCAAGCUUGAUAGAUCAGCAGUGUCUCUCAAGGACAGUGAGUGUGGAUCAACUAGCACUGUGCUUACUAACACCAAUAACUGCAGAUCCCUCGUUGGAAUUGAGGUUCAAGAAUAUUAA
This is a messenger RNA of Fraxinus pennsylvanica, 1386 nucleotides long. The record is from the annotation of a GenBank genome assembly. Lineage: Eukaryota; Viridiplantae; Streptophyta; Magnoliopsida; Lamiales; Oleaceae.